This is a messenger RNA of Hydra vulgaris (swiftwater hydra), 5702 nucleotides long. RefSeq lists its product as uncharacterized. NCBI's taxonomy places the organism in Eukaryota, Metazoa, Cnidaria, Hydrozoa, Anthoathecata, Hydridae. The record is from RefSeq and is a predicted model, not a curated record.
GUGUUUCGACAGAGGUUCCUUAUUAUAUUUUUAUAUGGAUAACAAAAUUAAUUGCUGCUUUGUAAAUAAUUACGAAGCUUGUUAUAAACAAUCAUAUUUAUAUAUAUAUAUAUAUUGACAGCAAUGAUCGUAAGCUACUUGAAAAAUGAACAAAUCUGAAACAAGAACAAAUUACUAAAAUAUGCACACACCAUCAUGAUAUUUUAGUUGUAAGAUAUGAGAGUAAUCAGAAAACUUGCUGUAAUCCAUUUCUAAGUCACCAAAAGGUGUGUAGAGCAUCUUUACGUGUGAUUACAAUGCAUACUGUGUUAGAAGCAGAAACUAUAGGUUUAAAUCUUAUACCUGGAAAAAAACUGUGUCUAACCUGUCGAAGUAAAGUUAUAACAUGUUUAUCAAAAAGUAUAAGUGAAAAUAAAAAUGAUGAAGAUUUUGAUAUUGUUAAUGAAAGAUCUAUUCAAAAUAAAAAAGAAAGUGUAGAUACAUACUUUGCAUCUGCCGCAGUAUCUCCAAUUAAGGUCAAAGGAUUGCACAAGUGUAAUGAACUAAUAAAAAGAUUGACCUCUUGAUUAAAUCUUUAGAUUUGUACAACUAUUUAACAAUAAUUGUACUAAUCUAAAGAUAAAAGAAAAUAGACACAUUUAUAUAACAAAUAGUUCAAUAACAAAAAAUAGAAAACACAACUAUCUUCCCAUCUAUGUAGAAAAGAACCCAUAAACUAGUUUUAUCAUUUUAAAAUAUAGUCAUCAUAUUUUACAGGAGCUUUACAAGCUCUGGCAGAACGUCAUAAUACAUCAGUAAAUGGCUCAGUUACUGGCUCAUCUACCCUAACUCUGAUUUCCGAUGCAAUUUCAGGGAGGGGUCUUUAUUUACAUCAAGUACUUUGGCAGUUACAUUCUCACUAGACUCAUUGAUACUAUUCUCAUUGAUAUCAUUAAACUUUUCUCUUGGGGCAGGAUACGGUGCAAGAUCUUGAAGUGAAACAGUUGACUCUCGUCCAUCAGGGUAACAAAUAUUAGCAUAUAUUGGAUUUACAUCCACUAAUUCAACCUUAUCCACGAGAUUAUCGUUUUUGUUUGUACGCACAAAACGUCUUGGAAAAAUUGGGCCAGGAGUUAACGAAAAGUAGCGAACAGAGUGAGUGGAGAGCGUCUGAUAGAACAAUAUCCCGAUUUCUAACAUCUAGGUUGUAGGUUUUUAGUGCCAAACAAAUAUUUUUCCAGAUCAAGCCAUUAUAUCUCUUAACUUGUCCAUUACUGAUAGGAUGAUAUGGGGUAGAAUUACUUGUUGCAAUUCUUUUCUGAGUAAGGUAAGAUUUUAAUUCAUUAGAUAUUGGGUUGAUGAGCCUCUGUCGGAAUGAAUGUACAUUGGAAAACCACAAAAGGAGAAUAUUUGAUCUAAACACUUCACAACAGUUGUUGAACUAAUAUCAGGACAUGGGAAAGCAAAUGGAUACCGAGAAUAUUCAUCAAUGACUAUAAACAGAUAUUUAUUUCUAGAAUUAGAUGGCAAUGGUCCUUUAAAAUCUAUACUUAGGUGAUCAAUUGGACGUAUUGACUUGAUUAACUCACAGACAUUUGAGGAUCGAUAAACUUUGGUUUUAAUUCUGAACAAAUCUGGCAGUUAGAACAAACUCUCUUGACCUCUUCUGUAGAAAAAGGUAAAAUUUUUAGAUUUAACAAAGUGAAGCAUACGAGUAACUCCUGGGUGACAUAGACAGCUAUGUAUACCACUUAGGUUUGUUUGAGAUUGAGUUGUAGCACAAAAACACGUGUGAGUGCAUCAGGGACAAUAUUAUCACUUCCAGGACGAUACGAUAUAGUAUAACUAAACUCUGCUAACUCCAUCCUCCAGCAUUGAAUCUUACUAUUUUUAAUCUUUGUUUUCUUUCGGUUAUCAAAUAUAAAAGCUACAGAACGCUGAUCAGUAAUUAAUUUAAAUUGAUUCCGUAACAGUAAAUGUCGCCAUUUUCGAACGACUUCAAUAAUAGCCACAGCUUCUUUUUCUACUGAUGGGUAAUUGAUUUCACUUUUGCCUAAUGUUCGAGACAUAAAGGCAACUGGACGACCAUUCUGAUUCAAGGUAACUGAUACGGCUACAUCUGAUGCAUCACAUUCAACAACUAAAGGUAAGCUCUCAUCAAUAGAACUCAAAGUGGCAGCAUGAAGUUCUCUUUUAAGAAAUUGAAAUGCUUUAAGUGCCUCACUAUUGAUAGGAAAAGAUUUUACAUUAAUUAAAGGCCGAACUUUAUUAGCAAACGAAGGUAUCCACUUUGAAUAAUAAGAAAACAUACUCAAAGUUCACCUAAAUGAUAAAAUGUUAGAAGGAGGAGGUAGUAAGUCUAAAGGACAUAAUCGCUCAGAAUCUGGUUUUAUGUUGUUAUGACUAACGCAAUAAUCAAGAAUGUUUAUAGAAGAAGCUGAAAUAACCGGUUUUGAUUCAUUUAAAGUUAGACCCAACGUUGUGAAGCGUCUUGAAACCGCAGACAAUUUUUAUCAUGAUGUGCCUGAUCAUAACCACCAAUGGUUAUAUUGUCAAGAUAUGGAAAAGUGUCAUGUAACUUUUCUUCUUCAACAAACUUGUCCAUAGACCUUUGAAACUUAGACACACCAUUAGUAACUCCAAAUGGAAUCCUGCAAAAUUGAAAUAGUUUCCCAUUUGCCUCAAAUGCUGUAUACUUUUUGUCUGAAUUUUUAAUAGGGAUUUGGUGGUAAGCACAAGUCAAAUGUAGAGAAUACUUUGUACUUUGCAAGUCUAUUUAUCAUAUCAUUUAUUCUGGGAAGAGGAUAUGCAUCUAACUCAGUGUAAAGGUUAACUGUUUGAGAUUAAUCAAUACAAAGGAUUAAUAGUCAUAGCAUUGAGUGUUGCUGAGGGUUCUUCUGGUAAUUUUAUAGCGGCAACAAUAUUUUAAUUGGAGGAAAUCGAGGAUGUUUUCUGCAUAUAAGAAUAUGAGUUUCUUUGUGCAACGUCAAGAGAACAAGCUUGAUUAAAUGCUGAUUGCAAAUUCAAUGUUGAAUUUUCAAGAAGUCGUUGACGAAUGUAAUUCGAAUUUAUUCCAGAAAUAAAAGCAUCUCUUAUUUGUUCCUCUCGAUAUUGUUCAGCUGAAACAUCCUUGUAGUUACAGUUUUUACUGAGUUUACGUAGUUCCUGAAGAAAGUUUUCUGAUGAUUCACUCGAUGUUUGAUGUCUUAUAAGUAAUUGAUGCCUUGCAAAAUUUUCAUUAGGGGUUUUUAUAUAUAAGUUUUCUAGGGUUUCAAUUACACUUUCAUAGGAAUCACACUCUUCAAUGUAGUCAUAAACAUUUGAUGAAACAAAAUUAAUGAUGGAGCGAAAUUUGUCUGAAGCAUCCUCUCCACGAUCCUCAAUAAAUUUUUCAAAUGUUCGUUUCUAAUGCUUCCAUUCUUUUGAAGCAGAUGGUGCAUUAUGAUCAAGAUCAAGCCUCGUCGGUUUUAAGAUCUUUGACAUUUCCCAAUAAUUUUAUAUGUUUGUUAAAUAAAUUGUAAUGAACUAAUAAAAAGAUUGACCUCUUGAUUAAGGCUUUAUUUAGCAAUAAUUAUACUAAUCUAAAGAUACAAGAAAAUAGACACAUAUAAAACAAAUAGUUCAAUAACAAAAAAAUAGAAAACACAACAACAAGUCAGGUAAAAUCAGAGAAGGUAAACGAAAAUUGACAGCAUUAACAACCUCCAUUAAAAAAAAGGUAGCCAUUUCCCUUAAUAUAUCAGAAGAAAGUUUUGAAGAGCAGUCAAGUUUUAAUAAUGAGUAUAUAGAAAAAGCAAACUUGUUUGAUAACAUGAUGGUAUUGUUAACUAACAAAGUUGCAGAGUCUACAUCAACAUCAAAAAAAGUACAACUUGCGACACUUGCUCCAACAGACUGGUCAAUAAAAAAGGUAUCUAAAACAUUGCAUGUAACAAACUAUGUAGCUCGAACUGCACAUAAGUUAACAUUAGAAAAAGGUAUUUUAACCAUGCCUAAUCCUAAAUUAGGAAAAGAUCUUCCUGAUGUAACAGUUCAACUGGUCAAGACCUUUUACAAAGACAAUGAACAUAGUCGUAUAAUACCUGGUAAAAAGGACUAUGUAAGCAUAAAGAAAAAUGUCCACAUGCAAAAACGUUUGCUCUUAUGUAAUUUAAAGGAAUUGUUUGUUGCCUUUAAAACCAAGAACCCAGAAAUAAAAAUAAAAUUUUCAAGGUUUUGCACCUUGCGACCUAAAUGGUGUAUUACUGUUGGUGCCUCAGGAACACAUUCUGUAUGCGUCUGUGCUAUUCAUCAAAUUUGAAUCUGCUUUUACAUCCUCUUGGUGUGACAUACAAAGAAAUGUUACCUUAUAUUGUCUGUGAUAUAACUAAUAAAAACUGUAUGACGAGGAAAUGUGAAAAAUGCCCAGCAACUAUGAAUGCGUUGGUUGAAAAACUUUAUGAUAUACUUGGAGAGUUUGAAGAUGAUGAUGAGAUUGAAUUUGAUCAAUGGACAACAACAGAUAGGUCAAACUUGACACAUAAUAUAGAGCCAGUGUUUGAAUACAUUGAACUAGUAUGUAGAAAACUGGAAAAAAUUGCACCACAUUAGUAUUUAGCAAAGAGUCAAGCAUUAUAUCUGAGAUCAAGAAAGGAAGAUAUGAAUGAGGUAACAGCAUUAUUUCUGGGUGAUUUUUCAGAAAACUAUAAAUUUGUAGUUCAGGAUGAAGUGCAAAGCUUUCAUUGGACAAAUUUACAAUGUACACUUCAUCCAGUUAUUUAUUUCAAAAAAGAAGGCAAGCACAAAUCCUAUUGUAUUAUUUCGGAUGAUAUGAUCCAUGAUGUGAACAUGGUUUAUAAAAUUAUUGAGUUUGUUUGCAAUGAUAUAAAAACAAAUUUGCCUCAAAUAAAAAAUAUUGAAUACUUUUCAGAUGGGUGUGCAGGUCAAUAUAAGAAUUGCAAAAAUAUGUUUAAUCUUUGUUUCCAUUGUGAAGAUUUUGGUUUUACUGCUAAAUGGAACUUUUUUGCAACUAGUCACAGUAAGCAAACUUGUGAUGGGAUAGGUGGUACAGUCAAACGUCUGGCAACAUUAGCAAGUUUGCAAAGAGAUAUGGGUAAUCAUGUUUUAUCUCCACAAACAAUGUAUAAAUAUUGCAAUGAAAACAUUGAAGGCAUAAAUUUCAUAUAUAUUUCAUCUGAAGAUUUAACUUUGGUGAGAACCGCUCUUAAAGAACGAUUGGAUACUACAAACGAUUGGAUACAAUACCUGGAACAGGUAGUUACCAUCAGUUUGGCCAUAAAAAGAUAGGCACUAAGCUAUGCAGUGUUGAUGAAGAAUUUGCUUUAAUUCAUGACUUUGAAAAUAUACAGAUAACAACUGUAAACCUAGUACCAGGUGAUUAUGCCUGUGUUUCCUAUGAGCAAAAGUAGUGGGUAGGAGUCAUUGAAGAUAUUAAUUUAGAAGAAAAAGAUGUGCUUGUAAAAUGUAUGUGUCCUAAUGGUCCUGCACGAUCGUUUAAAUGGCCACCAAAGGAAAGCCAAUGCUGGAUUCCUGAUGUCCACAUUAUUUGCAAAGUUGAGGUACCGAUAAAAAAAACAGGACUUUGCUACUAUUUAGCCAAAGAAGACUUUAAAAAAAUUAUUUUCUUAAAGGAGUAGAGAUUUUUAUAUUUAUGAGUCUAUAAUGUCUUAUCCAUUCUUUUUUUAAAUAUUAUGUUUUGUGAACUAACUUGUAAAUAAUGUGAA